CGGAGGCAAGUCUGGAUCUACAUUUUGUAAGACCAAAGAUGACAGAUAUGUGCUGAAAGAGAUGACGAAACCCGAAUGGCAGCAGUUCUUGGAGUUUGCGCCGCACUACUUUAACUACGUUACUACCUGCAGACAGAAUAAACAGCCAAGCUUGCUAGCGCGCAUCCUGGGCGUGUUCAGCGUGGGCGGCGCGGGGUCGGGCGUGCUGGUGCUGGAGCACGUGUGGUACGGCUGCGGCGGCGCCACGCGCUUCGACCUCAAGGGCUCCAGCCGCCACCGCCUCGCGCCCGGCUCCAGCCCCGCCGUGCUCAUGGACGAGAACCUGCUCAACCUCCGCUGGGAGACCCCGCUGUACGUGCAGUCGCACACGGGCGCGGUGUUGUGGGACAGUAUCGAGCGCGACUCCAGCUUCCUGGCCGCGCAUGACGUCAUGGACUACUCGCUGCUGCUCGGCCUGCACGGCAACACGCUCGUGCUCGGCAUCAUCGAUUAUAUUCGCACUUUCACCUGGGAUAAGAAGCUAGAACAUUUAGUGAAGAAGAACCUUGGUUCUGGACAGCCCACGGUGGUGUCGCCCGAGCAGUACAAGCGCAGGUUCUGCAACGCGGCGAGGAAGUACUUCCUGCAGUGCCCCUCGCAUUGGGACCAUCUGUAUAACACUAUACACGCGUAGACCCAUGACCCCUACCCCUGGGGUCCUAUGUAAAGUUAUAUUAUAGCUAUUGUAAAAGAAAGACGGCGAAGUUCAGGGCGUUAACCGGCGCCUCAUCUUCUUUCGACGUCAACUGCUCUAGCCAAAGGACUUUUCUAGAAUUGUCGACGUGAAACAACGCUAAAGUAUGGAAAGAUAGUUAAAGCUAUUCAAUCUCUUGUAAUGUUUAUAUCCACGAAGGAAAGUACUCCUUAAUUUUCCAAUUGUUAUAGUAUUAAUAUUUCAUACUUACCAGUCACACAGAUAGACAAAAUAUUGAUUUACUUUAUGACUUGGGGGCUCAUUGAAUUAAGAGUAAAAAUGUUUAUAUAGAAAAGAUCAGAAUUUUGAAUGAGUUUUUAAUCCAGAGACUAAAUGCUUUACUCUCAUGGAUAAAUUAGUUCUUUUAGAAUGUUUUAUACAGUAUUGUAUAUUUGAAACUAUUACGAUGUUUUUUUUUUAAGUUUAGUAAAAUGAUCUGUUACGUAAUCAUGUAUUAAAGUGCAGAACUCAAAAUCAAAGAUAAUUAUUAUUUAUACACACAUAAAGACGAUAGAA
Messenger RNA from Trichoplusia ni (cabbage looper), 1249 nucleotides. Its product is annotated as putative 1-phosphatidylinositol 3-phosphate 5-kinase. The record is from RefSeq and is a predicted model, not a curated record. The coding region runs from base 62 to 673 and encodes 203 amino acids. Lineage: Eukaryota; Metazoa; Arthropoda; Insecta; Lepidoptera; Noctuidae. The transcript has 5 exons. Gene Ontology annotation, molecular function: 1-phosphatidylinositol-3-phosphate 5-kinase activity. Gene Ontology annotation, cellular component: endosome membrane. Gene Ontology annotation, biological process: phosphatidylinositol phosphate biosynthetic process.